CAAACAGCGAGAGGGGGGUGAGCCUCACGCAGAAUCUGAACCGUCCCGUGCAGAAAACACUAGAGGCGAGAUCUCCUGCUGGAAUUGCUUAUUAAAAGAUCUGCUCCAUAUCAGCCCUGAAUAAUUCAAAGAUAUCGCCUACAAUGGAAGAUGGCAGGGAAACCGCUGCGAUGAAAGAGCAAAAACGGAAGGAUCGACAAAUAGGCUCUGAAUUGAUCUCACAAAAUUACAAAGAUCGGUGGUGUUACACAAAUGAUGAUAUUCAAGCCUUGGAGAGUGGAGACAGUGACAUUGGCGUGUGUGGUUGGAUCCUGGUUCUUUUCUCCAUCCUGCUCACAUUGCUGACUCUGCCUCUCUCCAUAUGGAUGUGCAUUAAGAUAGUGAAGGAAUAUGAAAGGGCUAUUAUCUUUCGUCUGGGACGCAUUCUACGAGGAGGAGCCAAAGGACCAGGUCUUUUCUUCAUCUUGCCGUGCACAGACAGCUUUAUCAAUGUGGAUAUGCGCACCAUCACCUUUGAUAUCCCCCCUCAGGAGGUGCUGACAAAGGACUCUGUGACAGUGAGUGUAGAUGGUGUAGUCUACUACCGUGUGCAAAACGCAACGCUGGCAGUCGCCAACAUCACCAAUGCUGAUGCAGCCACUCGUCUGUUGGCACAGACCACCCUGAGGAACGUGCUGGGUACAAAGAACCUGGCAGAGAUCCUGUCUGACCGGGAGGAAAUCGCCCACAGUAUGCAGUCCACACUAGAUGAUGCCACAGAUGACUGGGGUAUUAAAGUAGAACGUGUGGAGAUUAAGGACGUCAAACUGCCCCUGCAGCUCCAGAGGGCCAUGGCGGCAGAAGCUGAAGCAACCAGAGAGGCCAGAGCUAAGGUGAUAGCUGCUGAGGGAGAAAUGAAUGCGUCACGGGCACUGAAGGAGGCAUCUCUGGUGAUCGCAGAGUCCCCUUCUGCUUUGCAGCUGCGCUACCUCCAGACCCUCAACACCAUCGCAGCAGAGAAGAACUCCACCAUCAUUUUCCCUCUGCCCAUUGACAUGAUGCAGUCCUUUAUGAAGCACUGAACUAAGAGCCACACACACACACCCACACACACACACACACACACACACCUACAGAUGCAUCCAUGCAGAAAUGAACAGACUGAUGUUAUAUAACAUGCGCUCAUGUGAGUAUGAUGUACAGUCGGAUCCAGAAGUCUGAGACCAUAUUGAAUUCUGGUAUUCCGUUUUUGAAAACUUAAAACUAAGAAACAUCAUUACAUGAAUAAGAAAUAUAUGAGGUUAUAUUUGCAAGUCACUAAUCAAAUAAGUGUAAAUUGUUCAUCAAUUUGGUAAUCAUGUGACUCUGAACAUAUAGUCAGAUCUCGAAUAAUUCUGAAGUGUACUUUCAUCAAGUUUUACACAAAUUUGUCGAGGUCAUGCAGCUUGAGUGCUGCUGUUGUUGAAAUGCAUGUGCAUUCUGAAGCCCGUGCACAUUUUUAAAUUUGAACCACUCAAAUUGUUAUUCUGAUAAUGUACUAUAUUAGAAAAAUGCAAAAUGGAUAGAUUUUCACUAGUAGUCUCUUUUUUGGACCCUACUGUACAUACAUCACAUAAGCACAGCCUGAUGCGUGAUCUGUAGAUGUUCCUAGUAAAGACCUGUUCACUCUGUCUGAAGGAAAUCUGAUAACAGCCAAACAAUAUGAAAGUCAUUCAAUAUUUGCUAAAUAUUUUCUUCUUUUUUUUUUUUUUUAAAUCACAUCAUUGCUUUGUUUUAAACCUUUUUUAAUUAAUAUCUAGAAUUUGGAUUUGAAUAGGUCUUACAAAAUUAAAUUGUGUAAAAUAUCUCACAGACCAGAGCUGGUUGAUCUUUUAGUUACUGAAUACUGUAAUGUGAUGUUUGGCUUUUUGGUUGAUGGAUUAUGGAACAUCUCCUGGUCACACGAGUGCAUGUGUGUGUUUUAGGCAUAUGUAACCUAACCUCCUUGAUUGCCAAACAGAUAAUAAACCGUCUCUAAGGAAAGUGUGGAUAGUAUCAGGUGUCAAACAUGAAACUGACAGCAGUGCUUAUUGUGCCUACCAGUUUUUCUCCCUUUCCUGAACCUUUAUUAACGCUGACUGUCAAUAUAAAAGCCUUAAGCCAUAUCCAUUUCAACUACUAAAUAUGUACAGGUUUACAUGAUGUUGGUUGAUUUUAAAAACCACAAUGCAUUUAUACAUCCAUUUCCAGUCAUAUUAAUAUUUUAUCGCUUGGUUUAUGAAAUCUUUAUCUUACUGUUUUAUCUACCAUACAUUUACAUACAUGUAAUAUGAUAUUUUUUUACAUCACACUGCAGCUGAAAACAAAUUAAGCCUAGAGAGGUCAAUGUUUGCUUUUAAUGACUGUAUUUGCUGCUUCAGAUAUCAGAGGAUGGAAUUACGAAGACUUGUCAAAGAUGUGAAAUUAGUGUCAGUGCUGCUUAGGACUGUUUAAGGUUUCGACAAUAUUUGGGAAUAUUUGUAUUUCAUCAUGUAUCAGUCUAUCACAAUUCUAUAUGUAAUUGUUUAUUCUGUCAGCUAACUGAUGUAUGCUGAAUAUCCCAUCUGUUGUUUUGUCCAUCUCACUUUCAUGUACACUGUAUAAUAUUGAAUGUUUUUGUUUGCAUAUUUCUGAUGUGUGAUUUCCCCAUUCCCCUCAAUAAAUCAUAAUGUGUAAUCUUU
Carassius auratus (goldfish) is the source of this 2678-nucleotide messenger RNA. Its product is annotated as erythrocyte band 7 integral membrane protein-like. Gene Ontology annotation, cellular component: plasma membrane. Lineage: Eukaryota; Metazoa; Chordata; Actinopteri; Cypriniformes; Cyprinidae. The coding region runs from base 144 to 1061 and encodes 305 amino acids. The transcript is spliced from 9 exons. The record is from RefSeq and is a predicted model, not a curated record.